UCUUCAUAAUGAGCACUGCAAUAAGUCAAAGAAGGCCAAGAGCUCAUCAUAGAUUCAGCAAGGUAACAGAGAGCCUGUACCUUAGUAACAACAAAGCAGCCUACAAUAAGACUCAAUUACAAGCUCAUGGGAUCACUUGUGUAAUCAAUGUGUCCUUAGAGGGUCCUGUUGGUACCCCUCCUGUCCCAGAGUAUUUCCAUUUUUCUGUAGCAGAUAUUCCAGAGACCCCUUUGUGUGACUACUUUGAAACUGUAGCAGAUAAGAUCCAUGAAGUGGAAGCAAAUGGAGGAUGCACAUUAGUACAUUGUGUAGCUGGUAUCAGCAGAUCUGCUACACUCUGCCUCGCGUAUCUAAUGAAGCAUGGUGCAAAUACCUUGCUGGAGGCACAUACCCACUUAAAGAAAUGCAGACCCUUCAUUGAGCCCAAUAUUGGUUUCUGGGGCCAGCUCAUUGCCUAUGAACUGAAAUUGUAUGGGAGAAAUACAGUCCAUUUAAUCACAUCUCCAAUAGGAAUUAUACCAUCUGUCUCUGAAGAAAAGACAAAGAAUAUGAUUCCACUGUGAAAGGAAAAUGAUUGACUGGAAUAAGGAAAAUAUAAGGUACAAUAUCUUACA
Messenger RNA from Nanorana parkeri, 614 nucleotides. It is a transcript of the gene DUSP18, whose product is annotated as dual specificity phosphatase 18. Gene Ontology annotation, molecular function: MAP kinase tyrosine/serine/threonine phosphatase activity. The record is from RefSeq and is a predicted model, not a curated record. Lineage: Eukaryota; Metazoa; Chordata; Amphibia; Anura; Dicroglossidae. Bases 9 to 563 code for a protein of 184 amino acids. The transcript has a single exon. Gene Ontology annotation, biological process: protein dephosphorylation.